UUGCAAGGAACUCUGAAACUGGAGAACCCGUUGCUAUAAAGAUCCUCGAUAAGGAGAAAAUUUUAAAACACAAAUUAGUUGAGCAGAUUAAGCGGGAAAUUGCGACUAUGAAGUUAAUUAAGCAUCCAAAUGUUGUUCGCCUCCACGAGGUAGUUUUAUAAGUCUUUCAUAUGGACAUAAUUAUUUUUUUGUUACUUAUAACUCAUGAUCUUACUAUACACUUAAAUUAUGAUUGAUGGCUCAAUAUCAACAAUACAUACAAUAUGCCUAUUGGAGACAGUUGUUAAUCAUCAAGCUUUUGAGCUACUCUUAAAAGCCAAGCCCCUGAGGAUCCAAAGGGUGGUUUUCUUGGAUAUAAAAGCAUAUUAUGGGUUUUUCCUUUGGCUCACAACUCCUUAAUGCUCUAUUUACUGAUUGAUUAUUUCUGUACUAUCUAAAUUCAAUUUACUUUAACCUUCACUGGUUCAUGUAUUGUGAUGGGACUUCUCAGUGUCAUAGAUUUGUUCUUUCAAUCAGAUCAGCAUCCAGAUGAUCAAGGAUAAUCAUCUAUAUUAUGGAAGUACUCAUGUCAGCCUUGCGGCACUGUUAUUACCCUUGGGAAGAAGCAACUUUGCCAUGUAAUGGGCAGCAAAUCAAAGAUCUUUAUCGUUCUUGAAUAUGUUACUGGCGGAGAGCUUUUUGAUAAAAUUGUUAAUCAUGGAAGAAUGAGAGAAGAUGAGGCACGCCGAUAUUUCCAGCAACUAAUUAAUGCUGUUGAUUUUUGCCACAGCAGGGGUGUAUUUCACAGGGACUUAAAGCCUGAAAAUCUUCUACUUGAUGUAGCUGGAAACCUCAAAGUUUCGGAUUUUGGUUUAAGCGCACUUUCUCAACAAGUCAGGGAUGAUGGCUUGCUUCACACCACAUGUGGAACUCCAAAUUAUGUUGCUCCUGAGGUUCUUAAUGAUAGAGGCUAUGAUGGAGAUUCUGCAGAUUUGUGGUCUUGUGGGGUUAUACUGUUUGUAUUACUUGCAGGAUACUUACCUUUUGAUGAUGAUAAUAUCAUGAAUUUGUACAAAAAGAUAGGAACAGGAGACUUCACAUUCCCUUCCUGGCUUUCUUAUGGUGCCAAAAGGUUGAUUUCAAGAAUUCUUGAUCCUAACCCUAUGACGCGGAUAACUAUUCCCGGAAUAUUGAAGGAUGAAUGGUUUAGAAAAGGGUACAAACCCCCUAUUUUUGAUGAAAAGUAUGAAACAAAUUUGGAUGACAUUGAUGCUGCUUUCAAUGAUUCACAAGUAUCACAUGUGGUGAAGAAAGAAGAACAACCAGCAGCUCUGAAUGCGUUUGAACUGAUUGCUUUGUCAAAGGGUCUGAAUCUGGAAAAUUUGUUUGAUAUUGAACAGGAAUUAAAGAGAGAAACGAGAUUUACAUCCAAGUGCCCAGCGAAGGAACUCAUCAGUAAGAUCGAAGAAGCUGCGAAACCUCUUGGAUUUGAUAUUCACAAGAAUAAUUACAAGCUGAGGCUUGAAAAUAUUAAAGCAGGCAGAAAGGGAAAUCUCAAUGUUGCAACUGAGAUAUUUCAAGUAGCCCCCUCUUUGCAUAUGGUUGAGGUUCGGAAAGCUAAAGGAGAUACUCUGGAGUUCCAGAAGUUCUAUAAAAAACUGUCAACCUCACUGAAGGAUGUGCUUUGGAAUUCUGAAGAGGAUGCACAAGUUCAUACUAGCAAGUUUUCAGAUCAGAGGAUGCAGUACUAGUUUCAAUUAAGACUUCGUUUGGAACGGCUUUUUUGCAGCUUUUUAAAGCAGCUUUCUAACACAAAAACUAAAAUAUUUGUACUUUAAAGUUAUCUUCAAAAGCAGUAAGAAAGCCAUCCCAAACAAAACCUAAAUCUCUUUAAAGUGUUAGGUCUUAUAUAUUUAUAUCUUCUUUUUGAAGAGCAGGGCUUCAGUGAGCUUCGUCUGACUAACUGAGCGGCAUGUUUAUAUAUAUGCAUCCAUCAUUUGUUCAUUUAAUGAGUACUUUAUUAAUAGUUAAUGCGAGGCAAAGCUGAAGGCUGCUUUUCUUUUUCCUC
This is a messenger RNA of Dendrobium catenatum, 2047 nucleotides long. Its product is annotated as CBL-interacting protein kinase 32. Gene Ontology annotation, biological process: protein phosphorylation; signal transduction. Gene Ontology annotation, molecular function: ATP binding; protein kinase activity. NCBI's taxonomy places the organism in Eukaryota, Viridiplantae, Streptophyta, Magnoliopsida, Asparagales, Orchidaceae. The record is from RefSeq and is a predicted model, not a curated record. The transcript is spliced from 14 exons. The coding region runs from base 621 to 1730 and encodes 369 amino acids.